GGCUAUGGAUCAGGGUGCAUCACAAUUAUACGCUAAUAUAUCAUUCAUUGUACACGUGUUGUCUGUAAAAGUGAAUGUUUUCCCACCGCGUUUUACAAAACAUCCAGCUCUUUUUAGUGGAUGGAUACAAGAAAAUCAGCCUUCUGGAAGUUUUGUUUAUUCAGAACGUAGUCUAAAAUCUAAGCUGAAGUUAGAUGCAAUGGAUUCUGAGGGUUUAAAUGUUUUCUAUACUAUAAUCGGCGGUUCAGGAUUCGGUUUGUUCAAUAUAGACAACGAUGGUUAUGUAUACAGCAUGAGAGAACUAGACGCUGAGGCUGUACAAGAUGAAGACGGAUAUUGGUUGGUUGUUUACGCUGUGGAAUCUUUUCAUCAUGCGAGACGAUCGAGAUCUAAUCCUCAAAUGUUGCGAAUCGACAACAAGCUUACAUAA
Trichobilharzia regenti is the source of this 430-nucleotide messenger RNA. The record is from the annotation of a GenBank genome assembly. NCBI's taxonomy places the organism in Eukaryota, Metazoa, Platyhelminthes, Trematoda, Strigeidida, Schistosomatidae.